CACCUCCAAGACCUCUGUCUCCACAGAGACCAGCCCACCAAGCAGCACAGAACUCCCUGUGACAACAACAUCUCCAAAUCCCAGCUCUCCACCUGCCCCCAGCAGCCCACUCAGCACCCGGCUGCCAUCUGCUCCCACUUCCACAGUCUAUUCCACAGCAGCUCCAAGCACCAGCCCCAGGCCCACACCUACAACGCUGAGGCCCAAGCCCUCAUCUCCAAGGGCAAGUGCUCCACAAGAGUCCCCUACAGCAGAGUCCUCUGCACCCACCACAGUCAAAACCAGCACAGUGCCAUCGCCUGCUCCUUCUCCUUCCUCAACUGUGUCCUCAACAUUGCUGAGCUCCUCACAGCCCGCCUUCACCCAUAAAAAGUCAACUGAGCCACCUCUGACCACACAGAAGACCACAGCUGCCACCUCCAUCAGCAGCACCUCCAAGACCUCUGUCUCCACAGAGACCAGCCCACCAAGCAGCACAGAACUCCCUCUGACAACAUCAUCUCCAAAUCCCAGCUCUCCACCUGCCCCCAGCAGCCCACUCAGCACCCGGCUGCCAUCUGCUCCCACUUCCACAGUUUCCUCCACAGCAGCUCCAAGCACCAGCCCCAGGCCCACACCUACAACCCUGAGGCCCAAGCCCUCAUCCCCAGUGACGAGUGCUCCACAAGAGUCUCCUACAACAGAGUCCUCU
Messenger RNA from Neopelma chrysocephalum (saffron-crested tyrant-manakin), 691 nucleotides. RefSeq lists its product as uncharacterized. The annotation marks the transcript as partial. The record is from RefSeq and is a predicted model, not a curated record. The transcript has 2 exons. NCBI's taxonomy places the organism in Eukaryota, Metazoa, Chordata, Aves, Passeriformes, Pipridae.